CAUGUGUGAUGUUCAGUGUGUUUUCGUUGUGCCGUUGAAUGAUGACCUGCUGUUGUAGUGACCAGAUCGCGGUGGGCUGCGUGUUCCUGCCGCAUGUUGGACCUGAGCCGCAGGUUGACAGCGAGGCGCUCUCCGGUAGUAAACUCGCCGGAGGAAGCGGAUCUGCCUGGAGGACCAGCUGGAGGGAACGGCCUCAUGUCGUCAACGCUGGGCCUGAUGAAAAAGCAGCGUUUGGCCCCCGGGACUCUGUCCUCCGCGUCUCUGAAGAGGAGGCUGCUGAGGAAAAGGAGGAGAGUGGCCCCGGAGGUGCAGCGCUCCGCGGACAGCGAUUGCGAGCCGUGCAGAUGUUCUGACUCUGGCAGCAGUCGCUCUGUUCGGCGGAUUCUGACGGCCUGUGUCUUCUCCUUCCUGGCUCUACUUGGCUCUGUAUCUCCAGACCUCAGCUCCAACUUUGACCUGCUCGAUGCAACGGAGGCCGCGUAUAGCGAACUGACUUCAUGCAGGACCACAGGUCUGAUGCAGCUCGUCAGUGAGCUUCAGAAGAUGAGGCUUUUAUUAGCCAAAGACAUAAGCAAUGAGACACUGGGGUCCGGUUCCCCAGCACUGGAUCACCUCUGUGGUAAAAUGCGCAGGUGGACCAACACUCUGUAUCACCUGAGCUUAUGCAGACUGAUGACGGAGCGGCUGAAUGACUGCUGGUCAGAGAACGUCGACCUCAAAGUAAACCUGAGUCUGGAAGCACAGCCGGUGCAUAUUCUGGACCCAAGUCCGUGGCAGAUCUCUGGAGCAGGAAACAAGCUUCUUUCGGGGUCACACACUGGAAUCCAGGCUCUCAUAAAAACCCAGCAGUGCAUCUUUGAUCGCUCGUCGCUGGCUCUCCGGCUGGCAUCUCGAGCUGUGUCUUCCAGCCUCAGCGUAAGGAUCUGCCUGCUGGCUGUGGCGUGCCUCAUUUAUCCUCUGGUGAUGUUUUCUUUCAAGGAGAUGACAGAGUGGAUCCAGGACUAUGCUCGGAGCUUAAGGGAGAAAACCGAGGAUCUGAAACGCCAGAGGAAGCUGGCUGAAGAUCUGCUGCACCAAAUGCUGCCAAAGUCAGUCGCCAAGCAGCUCAGGAAACGCAAGCAGGUUGAAGCCGAGAGCUAUGAAAGGGUCACCAUAUUUUUCUCAGAUAUUGUGGGCUUCACAUCUAUCUCAGCAUCUUGCACCCCUCUGCAGGUGGUGGAGAUGCUCAACAACCUGUACAUGUGCUUUGACACUCGCAUUGAUUCCUAUGAUGUCUACAAGGUGGAGACAAUCGGAGAUGCCUACAUGGUGGUGAGCGGUCUACCUGAGAGAAACGGUGACAAACACGCAGAUGAGAUUGCCAAGAUGGCGCUGGACCUGUUGGCGGCGGUCAGGCAGGUGUCCAUCCCUCACAUGCCCAACGAGAGGCUGCAGCUCCGAGCUGGCAUUCACACAGGUCCAUGUGUGGCAGGAAUUGUGGGCUACAAGAUGCCGAGAUACUGUUUGUUUGGAGAUACGGUCAACACUGCCUCAAGGAUGGAGUCCACCAGCCUGCCUCAGAAAAUCCACACCACUUCAGAAACCUAUUUGGCUUUGAUGAAGGACAACGCCUAUGAGCUGCAGCUACGUGGAGAGAUCGAGGUUAAGGGCAAAGGCAAAAUGAAUACAUAUUGGCUUGUUGGCCAUAAGAGCUACAGCGUGCAGAAUGACAGUCUGGUUUGCAACUGGAAUCCCAACAUGGCCAGAAAGAAGAAGACGGUGGCUGGCAGUCAGGCCUCUGUAGGGAACUCGUCUGUCACGGUGCAGAGCCUCAGCGACACGCCCGUUUCCCUUCGCUCUUCAGCGCUGAACCAAACGCCCAAGAUGCCUCGGACAGAGAGGCUCAGUCUGAGCGUGGCCGCUCAGAUGGAGCCGUACGGGGGAAGCUACGGGACCCUGGGCUCCAUGAUUGGGGGCCUCCAGGGUGGAGACGAAAGUCCAGUUACCAGCCAGCGGAGUGGGCUCAAACCAGACCUGUUGCCUGGUUCUCACCAGCAAAUGUGACUUUAUCGCUGUUGUGUCCAUUGAAAUGUAAU
Molecule: messenger RNA, 2075 nt
Organism: Xiphophorus maculatus (southern platyfish)
Lineage: Eukaryota; Metazoa; Chordata; Actinopteri; Cyprinodontiformes; Poeciliidae
Exons: 9
Coding region: 94-2043 (649 amino acids)
Biological process (GO): cGMP biosynthetic process; intracellular signal transduction; receptor guanylyl cyclase signaling pathway
Molecular function (GO): guanylate cyclase activity; peptide receptor activity
Source: RefSeq, a predicted model, not a curated record